This is a messenger RNA of Papilio polytes (common Mormon), 1652 nucleotides long. Its product is annotated as acetylcholinesterase-like. The record is from RefSeq and is a predicted model, not a curated record. The transcript has 2 exons. The annotation marks the transcript as partial. Lineage: Eukaryota; Metazoa; Arthropoda; Insecta; Lepidoptera; Papilionidae.
AGAUUCUCCGCUAACAAUAUCCUCGGAACGGAAGAUAACUGUCUUACUCUAAAUGUGUACGCGCCGAUGAAUAUAGACCGCAAGCUGCCCGUGAUGGUGUACAUUCACGGCGGUGGAUUCCGAGACGGAUCCGGCUCACCAUUCAUAUACGGACCUGAGUACUUGAUUGAACGCGAAGUUAUCCUUGUCACUCUAAAUUAUAGACUCGAAGUAAUGGGAUUCCUGUGUCUAGGAAUUAAGGAAGCUCCGGGCAAUGUCGGCCUCAAGGACCAACUGGAAGCCUUAAAGUGGGUAAAAACGAAUAUCGAAGCGUUUGGCGGAGACCCUACUUCAAUAACUUUGUUCGGCGAAAGCGCCGGCUCUGCCUCCGUUAUGUACCAUAUCCUUUCCCCGAUGUCCGCGGGGUUGUUCCAUAGAGCCAUAAUGCAGAGCGGCUCCGCGAUGUCCCCGUGGAGCUUCCAGUUUGAACCUGUGAGCACCGCCAGCGCGCUCGCCUCGCAACUCGGAUACAACACCACCGACCCAUACGAACUAUACAACAUUUUCAUCAACACACCUGCAAAAAAAUUGCUCAGCGCUCGCGUUCCGAGAGCUCGCGGCGACGUCGUGCUAUCCGAGAACAUCUUCGUGCCUUGCGCUGAGAAGAAAAUUGACGGAAGUGAUCAAUUUCUGAAUGAUACGCCAUACAACUUACUAAGACUAAGAAAGUACACCAAGUUGCCAGUUAUCGUCGGGUUUAACAGCGCCGAAGGAUACAUGUUUGUCGGUAAAGAAAACGACACGACUAUUUCCAACAUGAAUUUCAUCGAUUCUUUGCCGAGGGACUUAAGCUUUCCCACGAUGGAGGAAAAGAAAAGCGUCGCGGAUACCUUAAAUAAAAUGUAUAUGGAUAACAAGAAAAUUUCUAAGCAAAACCUAGUAAAGUUUUCUCGAUACCCGGGAGAGUCCGGGAUAACAUACCCAGUGGUGGCGACGGUGGAUCUGAUGCUGCAGAGCUCCGAGCGGCCGGUGUACGCGUACCAGUUCCGCUACUCGGGCUGGAUGAACGUCGUCAAGCAGCUAUACGGGUUCGCGGGCGCGCCGGGCGCCACGCACGCUGACGAACUCUUCUACUUGUUCAAACUCAAAGCCAAAUUAUUUCAGUCCUACCUCGAGCUGGACAUGAAGGACAAGAUGACUACAAUGUGGACAAAUUUCGCCAAAUACGGAGACCCCACGCCGGCCGACACACAAUUACUGCCCCUCAAAUGGCCGCAGACGCAAAAGAAAACUCCUCGCCUUUUAGUUAUAGACAAACAAUUCACCACCGCGCCGCUGUGGAGUGAACAAACUUUAUUGUUUUGGAAUGAAACGUAUUCUAAAUAUAGAAGAAAAAGUUAACACAUUUGAGACCACAAUACCGUUAUUAAGUGUACGAAUGGGAUUAAAAAAUAAGACAUUAGAGACUGUAUUAAUCUCGCUGCAUAUCAGCACGUCAGUAUGAGUAUGAGUUGCGGCGCGGCUGUUCUUUGCUCGUAUUAAUUUAUUUAUUAGAAAGGUACACCAAUUGCGUGUUCAAAGUAGUGCCCGUAGUCCGGAGUUUGCCAACUCAACACUGAUUUAUUGUAUUUUUUGAUAAACUUACUUAAUCAAUAAACAUUCCUAGGCCUUGA